This is a messenger RNA of Manis javanica (Malayan pangolin), 882 nucleotides long. Its product is annotated as arylamine N-acetyltransferase 1-like. Gene Ontology annotation, molecular function: arylamine N-acetyltransferase activity. Lineage: Eukaryota; Metazoa; Chordata; Mammalia; Pholidota; Manidae. The record is from RefSeq and is a predicted model, not a curated record.
UAGGGAACCAUGGACAUCGAAGCAUAUUUUGAAAGAAUUGGUUAUAAGAGCCCUGGGAACAAAGUGGACUUGGGAACAUUGACUGACAUUCUUCAGCACCACAUCCGAGCCAUUCCCUUUGAGAACCUUAAUAUCCAUUGUGGGCAAUACAUGGACUUGGGCUUGGAGGCCAUUUUUUAUCAAAUUGUGAGGAGGAACCGGGGUGGGUGGUGUCUCCAGGUCAACCAACUUCUGUACUGGGCUCUGACCACAGUUGGAUUUGACACCAAAAUGCUGGGUGGCAAUGUUUAUAGCAUCCACACCAGCAAAUACAGUCAUGCUAUGAUUCACCUGCUGGUGAAGGUGACUGUCAAUGGCAGGGACUACAUAGUUGAUGCCGGGUUUGGAGGCUCCUACCAGAUGUGGCAGCCUCUGGAGUUAAUCUCUGGGAAGGAUCAGCCUCAGGUGCCCUGCAUCUUCCGCUUGACAGAAGAGACAGGAACCUGGUACCUGGACCAAAUCAGAAGGGAGCAGUACAUUCCAAACCAGGAAUUUCUUAAUUCUGAUCUCCUGGAAAAGAAUAAAUACCGAAAAAUCUACUCCUUUACUCUUGUGCCUUGAGCAAUUGAAGAUUUUGAGUCUGUGAAUACUUACUUCCAGACACACCCAGCAUCUUUUUUCAGAAAGGAGUCAUUCUCUUCCUUGCAGACAUCAGAUGGGGUCCACUGCUUAGUGGGCCUGAUUCUCACCUGCAGGACAUUCAAUUAUAGGGACAACUUGGAUCUGGUGGAGUUUAAGACACUGAAUGAGGAAGAGGUAGAAGAAGAACUGAAAAAUAAAUUUAAUAUUUCCUUGGAAAGAAAGUUUGUGCCCAAGCGUGGUAACAAAUGUUUUAUGAUUUAG